AUGGCAACCUCACUGACCUCAUCAAUUGGAUUGCCUUCGAAGGCAGAUGCAAAAGUUAAAUGGGUGAGGGUGCCAUACAUCCCGGAUACUUUCGUCAAUAAGCUAUGCAAAUUAUAUUGGCUUGGUAUUGACCGGGACUUGGAUGAGAUCCUGCGGGCUCUCAACAUGUGGGGAGAUGCUAUCGAGCCGCCGGCAUUCAGCUCGGAGCCUCACGAUGGGCUCGGUUUCGAAGCCUUUCUUCAGAGAGCCACAGGUUCGGACUCGGUCGAGUCGCUUACCUCCGAAAUCCUGGCCAGACUGGAUAUGAGCAAUCCUGACGAGUUGACAAAGAGGGAAAAGAUGGCGCAAGCACUCCUUCGAGCGGGAGCCCGCACGCUCUCGAGGAAGUAUGGUGGGCUGACCGCUGCGCACAAGUGGUCGAAUAUCGGGACCCUGAGUACACAUCAGGACAGUGGCUCCGGCCAAGAGCACCACAAUUGGUUGCUGCACAGGCAGAGAAUACCCAAGUGCCGGUCACUUUUGCGUCCCUUGAAUGCUCCAGCUGCAAGCAAGUCAUACAGGGCACCCAUUUUCGGUGCAUCUCUAGCUGCACUUGUGACAAGACACUUGAUCAGGGCCAACGACCUGUUUUCUGCGAGACAUGUGCUCGAGGGUCCAACGGAAAUCACCCAGAGGACUUGCGCAAAAUCAACAAGAGAUGCAUACUAUCCGCCUGACCCCGAAGACAGGGGCAUUGGCGACAAUCUGACAAAGGCUGCAAUGACUGCCGGUGCAGCUUUGAAGAUUCACCAAGAUAUCCCAUAUGGAAAUGUUCACAUGAGCCUCAUGAUUGGGCCGCUGAUAAUCGAGAACGGAGUGCCCCAGUCGAAGAAGGGGACGUUGAUCACCGUCCGAGACCGUCUCCAGCUCCAUCCAGUGGGUACAACUACGAAUUCAGUCAACUGGUGCUUUGCCCUCACCAACAAGAGACAGCUAUUCCUCACGGAUAAGCACAUACCUCGGAACCGUCGUGUCAAAGCCUUCAUGAAACAGGUCGUAGGUAGCCCAUUCUGGGGGCUGGGAAAGGACGACCGCGUCGUGGAGGCAGAAAUCAUCAAAAUGGUAGCCAAAGCCAGCUUCAGGUAUGCCGACAACCCGAAGAAAAGAACAGCAUUCAACAAGAAGAAAAAGUACAGUGCGAGAAAGAGUAUACUCAAAAGGCUCCACGAAUUUCUCCACGUUCGUGUCAGAUGCUACAUUCACACUAUCGUCGAGAGGCUUGCCGACAAAAGCCUAGAGCUACAGUGGAACCCAUUGAGCAACAAUUGUCAGAAGUUCUGUGACGCUUUGAUCGACCGCAAUGCCUUCGGCAGUUUCAUGGUCUACCCUCGGGAAUGUGAGGAGAAGAAGCACGAAGCACCGCAAGCACUAUAUCUACUGAGCUUUGUCAGUCGAAUCGGUUGCCAUGAUGGCUUCCCCAAAAGAGUGAUUCCAUCUUCGAGGGCCACAUCUGCAAACGGUCACACGGAGGAGUUCCUUCUUCGCUUCCGCCGAUUCGACCACCACAAUGACACGGACAUUAUCGACGGCCUGACAGAGUACUGGACCGAUUGGGGAGGGUUUCCCGAGCCUCUAUUUCGACAUCAAGGCCUCUUCCCGUGGGACUGUACUGAAGCACGCACUCAAGAGGAGGAGGCUGCGCGUCCUCAAGUGAAGUGCGGAGAUUGCUCUCUGGCGAAGCACCUUGGAGCGUUCCCCUUUGACGCAUGGUCCCUUACUCAGCUUCACAUUUUCAGAGAGCGGCGAUUCUAUACCCCAGCUUCAGGCACUUCUAGGAAAGAUCUGGCCCAGAUCGAUUACCAGGAGUGGAUGCACAACAGGAUGAGCGUUUUAGAGGCGAUACAGACCCUGGGAUCCAUUGCAGUCGGAAUGCAUCGGUCAAAGAGUUUUCGCAAUAGCUGCCAAUGGAAUUUUGAGGCUCGCGGCUUGGUUUUCCGCAACACGGCUGUCGACGGAGUUCUCUUCAGUCGUCGGAGACACAGAAUCCACAAGCUUCAAAAACAGAGGCACGGAAAUCUCAGAGUCCGACCAGACAGCGCCAAGAUCGUUCACGAUCGCAUCAAGCUUGCCGGGAUCCACCGGGCCCAGCCCAUGAGCUACCUUUACGAGCACGAUAUGCUGCAUGAUUGCACUCUAGCCGACUGGGCAGACCUAACAUACGAUGAACAGUUGACAGCCUACACGGAACUGCGUGACUUCAGGUCCGAGAACGUGCAUGAAGUCAUUGAGGAGGCAAGGCGGAAGUGGGAGUCAACAACGUCACGAGCCGGCGACCAGAUGAGAGCCCCUAUCACUUCCAAUGUACGUACCGCCGGCUGGAGAGACGGGGAUUGGAUCCCCGAAGAGCUUGUUCCGGAAGGAUGUGAUGGGCUGGGCGCUGUGAUGGAGUUUGACUCGGGCGGGAAGUGCAACUGUGUAUGUGAUGUUACGGCUCUAUCGGGUUUCGACUCAUCUCCGGCCUAUGGAGGAUGGGACUUGAGUUCGGGUGGCAGCGGAUUCUCCGCCGACCUAGGGAGCCACACAGGGUUUGACGGUGGGGGAGUUGGUAGUGACAGCUUUUCCAGUAGCGGUAGUGGUGGCGGUAGCAGCAGUUUCAGUGAUGGCGGAGGUAGCAGUAGUAGUAGUCAUGGUCACGAUGGGGGCGGGAGUAGCUCUAGUCAUGGAGGGGGCAGUGGUUGCGGAGGAAGCAGUAGUGGCUGAGGCAGCUACUGAUGCCGAGCGGCGGUCCACGGCGAGGAUGCUGCUUUCGGCGUUGUCUUCUUUCGACAGAAUCGGUGUGACGGCACAAAGCCGGAGCAGGAGGUCUUUCGGCCCCAUACCUGGCAAGCCCCCGCCGCAAACAACGGGGUCUCCGGCGCGCGGAACGCCCAAG
Colletotrichum phormii is the source of this 2911-nucleotide messenger RNA. RefSeq lists its product as uncharacterized. NCBI's taxonomy places the organism in Eukaryota, Fungi, Ascomycota, Sordariomycetes, Glomerellales, Glomerellaceae. The coding region runs from base 1 to 2739 and encodes 912 amino acids. The record is from RefSeq and is a predicted model, not a curated record. The transcript is spliced from 7 exons.